Tripterygium wilfordii is the source of this 1528-nucleotide messenger RNA. Its product is annotated as purine permease 1-like. Gene Ontology annotation, cellular component: membrane. Gene Ontology annotation, molecular function: purine nucleoside transmembrane transporter activity. Bases 88 to 1134 code for a protein of 348 amino acids. NCBI's taxonomy places the organism in Eukaryota, Viridiplantae, Streptophyta, Magnoliopsida, Celastrales, Celastraceae. The transcript has 2 exons. The record is from RefSeq and is a predicted model, not a curated record.
ACAGGCGCACACACAAACACAAACAGAUAUACAGUGGUUACAUAUCACAAGGAGGAUAACAAAGAAGGACAAAACAAUAACAAAACCAUGAAGAAGGCCUUACUACUCCUAAACUGCAUCCUAUUAUCAAUAGGAGUCUGUGGGGCGCCAUUGACCAUGCGCCUCUACUUCGUCCACGGUGGAAAGCGUGUUUGGCUCUCAAGCUGGCUCCAAACUGCCGGUUGGCCUCUCAUCCUUAUCCCGCUUUUCAUAAUCUACCUCCGGAGCCGCAAAAACCAAUCCCCAAACUCACUCUUCCUCAUGAAACCUCCCUUAUUCUCUGCCUCCGCAGGUAUCGGCCUCAUAGCCGGCUUAGACGACUACCUCUACGCCUCCGGCGUGGCGCGGCUCCCCAUGUCCACCUCGGCACUCAUAAUUGCCUCUCAACUAGCUUUCAAUGCCGCUUUCGCGUAUUUACUGGUCAAGCAGAAGUUUACGCCCUUUUCUAUAAACGCUGUCUUUUUGUUGACUGUUGGAGCGGGGGUUUUGGUUCUGCACACGAGCAGCGAUCGUCCGGAGCAUGAAUCGAGUAAGGAGUACGUGUUGGGGUUUAUUAUGACAGUUGGGGCUGCGGCUUUGUAUGGGUUUGUGCUGCCGUUGGUGGAGUUGACGUACAAGAAGGCAAAGCAGGAGAUAAGUUACCCGCUAGUGAUGGAGUUUCAGAUGGUCAUGAGUCUAUUUGCUACUAUUUUUUGCACUGUUGGGAUGCUCGUUAACAAGGACUUCCAGGCGUUGUCAAGAGAAGCAAGAGAAUUUGGACUAGGAGAAACCAAGUACUAUGUGAUACUGGUUUGGAGUGCAAUAAUAUGUCAGUUGCACUUCUUAGGAGCUAUUGGAGUAAUAUUUUGUGCAUCGUCUUUGUUGUCUGGUAUUAUAAUAGCAGCUUUGCUUCCAGCGACAGAGAUCCUAGCAGUCAUUUUCUUCCAGGAGAAAUUUCAAGCUGAAAAGGGUGUUGCUCUUGCCCUCUCUCUUUGGGGAUUUGUUUCUUACUUCUAUGGUGAGAUUAAACAAAACAAGAAAGACAAUCACAGUGUUUCAGAGAGAGAAAUAUCCCUGCCUACCAUAUCUCCGAGUCCCACAGUUGAAAAUGUAUGACUGUAAUUAAGGAUCAGCUGUCACUUGCAUAUUGGAACAUAAAGCACAGACAAGGCCUUGAAUUUGGUUUACAUAUAUAUAAUAUUGGAAUUGUAUGAUUGUUUGUGUGCUUGCACCAAGUUGAGAGUUGAGACUGCAGGCAGUAUAUGUCAAGUAAGGUAGAGCUUCCCAGGAAAUAUACAAGGAAACACCGGUUGGUGAAAGUAGGAAUGAGUGGAGAAGUAGGUGUGGAAGUCUGAGUCUAGUAUAGUUUUGGUCCGCGAGUAAGAAGCAUAUAUAUGUGUGCGUGCAGGGGUAUGUUUCUUUUAUCUCUGUGACACACAAUUCACAAGUGUCCCGAAAUAUAACGUAUCACACAAUAAAUGAUUUAUUUUAUUGUUAGUUUUAAUGUAAA